This is a messenger RNA of Sceloporus undulatus (fence lizard), 618 nucleotides long. Its product is annotated as ubiquitin-conjugating enzyme E2 E2-like. Gene Ontology annotation, molecular function: ubiquitin conjugating enzyme activity. The record is from RefSeq and is a predicted model, not a curated record. Gene Ontology annotation, biological process: protein polyubiquitination. NCBI's taxonomy places the organism in Eukaryota, Metazoa, Chordata, Lepidosauria, Squamata, Phrynosomatidae. Gene Ontology annotation, cellular component: nucleus.
GACCCUCGCCUCCGCGCAGAAUCUAAGAUGUCCACUGAAGGGCAAAGAGUUGAUGAUAGUCCAAGCACUAGUGGAGGCAGCUCUGAUGGAGAUCAGCGAGAAAGUGUUAAACAAGAUCAAGAGAGAGAACAGGUUCAGCCCAAGAAGAAGGAGGGCAAAAUCUCUAGCAAAACAGCUGCUAAACUUUCAACUAGUGCAAAAAGAAUUCAGAAAGAACUUGCAGAAAUUACAUUAGACCCUCCUCCAAACUGUAGUGCUGGACCUAAGGGAGACAACAUAUAUGAAUGGCGAUCAACUAUCCUUGGGCCUCCAGGUUCUGUAUAUGAGGGAGGAGUUUUUUCCCUUGAUAUUACCUUCUCGCCAGACUAUCCCUUUAAGCCACCUAAGGUUACAUUUUGGACAAGAAUUUAUCACUGUAAUAUUAACAGCCAAGGAGUAAUUUGCUUGGAUAUUUUAAAAGACAACUGGAGUCCAGCAUUAACCAUAUCUAAAGUUCUUCUUUCUAUUUGUUCACUUCUUACAGACUGCAACCCUGCUGACCCCCUGGUUGGAAGUAUUGCUACUCAGUAUAUGACAAACAGAGCAGAGCAUGAGUGGACCAAGAGAUAUGCUACAUAG